This is a messenger RNA of Cyprinus carpio (common carp), 1491 nucleotides long. RefSeq names its product probable G-protein coupled receptor 148. Gene Ontology annotation, biological process: G protein-coupled receptor signaling pathway. NCBI's taxonomy places the organism in Eukaryota, Metazoa, Chordata, Actinopteri, Cypriniformes, Cyprinidae. The record is from RefSeq and is a predicted model, not a curated record. Gene Ontology annotation, molecular function: G protein-coupled receptor activity. The transcript has a single exon. The coding region runs from base 238 to 1368 and encodes 376 amino acids. Gene Ontology annotation, cellular component: membrane.
AUUCUGAUUCUAGGAAGACAUAUCAAUAUUUAUGCCUUGGUGCAAAAUCCCAGAGUGUCAUUCUGAUCCAUUUAGCUGUGAAGUGAUAUUUACCUGUUUCUCCUUCUCCAUGGAAACCGUCUACAAGUGUGUCUGUGACCAAUCCAGAUCUGUCUCCUAAAUCACUUACCACAGUCUGCAGGAAGAGGGAAGGAGAGACACAUUUACCUGUCCGUCAACCUUUUAGCCCAGGAUUGGAUGCACAUACACAUGCCAAUGGAAAAACUGAUGGAGGGAAAGUCGGAGCGUUUCUACCUAGCUGCAGAAGACCUUUUUUUAUCUCUGCUUUGUUCGUUUGGCAAUUGGUACAACAAGUCGGGUCGAGCUGAGCUUCACAGAUGUUCUUCUAAUUUCUCGAACUCUUCUGAAAGCCCAGCAGAGAUGUUUGCACACGAGUGGCAUGGAUUCAUCCCUCCCUGCCACAUGAGGUUGCUUAAACUGUGCCCCGUUUUGGCCUUUCUAGCCAUUCUGCUGAUCACUCCGGUCCUUCUAGUACAUAUCCUGUCCAGAGCUGACCUGCGGCAGCAGACACGUUACCUCCUCCUGGCCAAUGUUCUCUUCAGCGACCUGCUUUUUGUUUGCAUGAAUAUCUUGAGUGCCUGCAUCAAUUUAGCCGGUGUGUUGAUGACGGAGUGGCCGUGUGCCGUGCUGCUCUUCUUAUCGGCCGUCUUGUACAGCUCUGGUGUCCUGAGUAUUACAGCAAUGGUGCUGGAUACCUGCUUUGCAGUGUUAGCACCCUUUCGCUACCUGGCACUGUGGCCUGUGUCACGGACCUACGGAGCUCUUGGCGUAAUCUGGGUCAUCUCUGUCUUUUUCCCUGCGGCAUCUAUUGGCGUGUUUUUGUGGUACCAUAGUACGACCCCCUGCGCCCUCCACCUCUGCUCCCUUCCUUUGCUGAUGGUUUUGACCGUAAGCCACUUUCACCCACUCCAUGUCUCCAUGCUGCUGACGGUCACGGGUAUCAUUUUCAUCCUUCUUAUGGUGUUGUCUGGUUACCUCAUCCUCUAUUUUUGUACCUGUAGUUCAGGCGUGUGGAAGGGCGAGACCUCGUCCCGCGCUAGAGGAACAUUUCUCAUCCAUUAUCUCCACCUGUUCCUGGCUUUCUGCCCCCUGCUGGUUUUGAUGAUCGAGUUGAUGCUUUUCAACAGCAGUGAGACUAUGGACCCAAAAGUGUAUCUGUGGAUGUCCCUGGUGGUGUGUAACGUCUUACUCAUCCUGCCCAAAGCCUUAGCGCCGUACCUGUACGGGCUCCGCUAUAGAGAACUGUGCAACGUGCUAUUCCAGUUCUUUCGGCUGAAAAGGCCUACAACUAUCACACCUGUAAUAUAAAUAUGAUUAUUUCAACUUGUGAAAAACACUUUUAAAAAGGUGUUGCUUAACUUUUCAUCAACCAGUUAAAACUGUCAGUUAAACCAGUUAAAAUGUUAAAUUAGUUAUCUGUAAUGAUGCUCA